Molecule: messenger RNA, 1695 nt
Organism: Trachymyrmex cornetzi
Lineage: Eukaryota; Metazoa; Arthropoda; Insecta; Hymenoptera; Formicidae
Exons: 1
Coding region: 1-1695 (564 amino acids)
Biological process (GO): telomere maintenance; DNA repair
Molecular function (GO): DNA helicase activity
Source: RefSeq, a predicted model, not a curated record
AUGUAUUCCGUUAGUCCAUCUCAGAUAGAAUUGUUUCAUCUACGUAUACUUUUACUACAUGUUAAAGGAGCGAAGAAUUUUGAAGAACUAAGGACAGUUAAUAAUGAAAUACAUCAAAUCUUUACCGCUGCGUGUUUAGCAUUAAGACUCAUAGAAGAUGAUAACGAAUGGUAUCGCGCAAUGAAUGAAGCUAAAGUUUGGAUGAUGCCAAGGCGACUUCGUAAUUUAUUCGUUCGAAUUUUAAUUCAUUGUCAACCAGUUUAUCAGAAAAAAUUAUGGGAUGAGUUUAAAAAAGAUAUGUCGGAAGAUUAUAUAAGACGAUAUGGACUUACAAUAGGAAUAAAGAAAGCUUAUCACUAUAUUACUAAUUUACUAGAAAAGGAAGGAUCUAAUAUAACUAAUUUUUUUGAAAUAGAACAAGUUACAGAGGAACAAGAGAUAGAAAAUACCGAAGAAGGUCAAGAAGAUACAUUGAUAGGUAUGCGACAAUAUAAACAGCUAAAUGUAAAACAAAAGGAAAUUGUUGACACAAUUUUAGCAGCAGUAGCUACUAACAAUAAUAGUGACACUUGUUUUUAUAUUGAUGGUCCAGGUGGAUCUGGUAAAACUUUCAUUUAUACGACCUUGUAUUAUUUACUCAAAAGUAGAGAAAAAAUAAUCAAUACGAUGGCAUUUACUGGUAUUGCUGCGACAUUACUUCCAAAUGGAAGAACGAUUCUUAAAGUUUUUGGAUUACCGGUACCUCAUUUUGCUGAUUCUUCAUCAAACAUUAAAGUUCAGUCUAAAGAAGCUGAUAAUUUAAAACUUGUGGAUAUUUUCAUUUUAGACGAAACUCCUAUGGCUCCACGUUAUGUAUUGGAAAUAAUGGAUCGAACAUUACGUGAUAUAAUGCAAAAUAAUUUAUAUUUUGGUGGGAAAAUAGUGCUUCUCGGUGGAGAUUUUAGACAAUUAUUACCUAUAAAAGAAAGAGCUACGCGUAGUGAAGUUAUAAAUUUAUCCAUAAAAUUUAGUACCUUAUGGCCACAAUUUAAAAUAUUUUCAUUGACAGAAAAUGUACGAACUUUACCAGAAGAAAGAGAAUUUGCACAAUUUUUACUAGAUUUAGGAAAUGGUACUUUAAAUGAUUACUCGGAUAAUGUUCAAAUUCCUGAAAGAUGUAUAGCGAAAAUUGAUUCGGAUAUGAUAAAAGAUACAUAUGGAGAUAUUAUAACACACAAGAGAUAUAACAUUAUAGCUAAUCACGUUAUAUUAUCUGCAAGAAAUGCUGAUGUUGAUGAAAUAAACGGGAAAGUAGUUAAAUUAUUGGAUGAAAUAAGAGAAAGAAUUUAUACAAGUGUGGAUACUCUUGAAAUUAACGAUAACGAAGAUAUAUGUGAAGCAAUUACAACAGAAUAUCCUAAUUCUUUAAAUCCAACGAGUCUUCCACUACAUGAGUUACGUUCAAGAAAAUACACUGUUAUUAUGCUUAUUCUUAAUAUUAGUGAAGGAUUAUGUAAUGGUACUAGACUAUUAAUUUUAGAUUUAGAAAGUAACUUAUUACGAUGUGAAAUUUUGUCAGGUAAUGAGAUUGGAGAAAUUAUUUUUCUUAAUCGUAUUACAUUAUAUUGUGAAAAUACAUAUCCAUUCCCUUUCAAAAGGAGACGAUUUCCAGUGAAAUUAGCAUUUGCUAUGACUAUAAAUAAAUCACAAGAAUAA